AUGAAUUCGUACGAUGCAUACUUACGGUCAAAAGGUACAUAUCACAAUCAACGAAACUUUCAUGAAUCAAAUUAUAAUAGUAAACUACGCUCUUUAAUGAGUUAUUCAGAUGAAUCAAUGGACGGUAAUUCUUUUGUUCCACUUGAUCAUGACCACGAUUCUAAAUUUCCAAGUAUUGAUUCAAAGGAUGUCGAUAAAGUUCAUAAAAAACGACUACGAUCAUCAAUAUGUUCCAGUGAAUCAUCAUCAGGAGCGGAUCUUAUUGAUGAAGAUUCAAUGGAAAUACCUGCAAUGAAGUCAGAAGCACUUACUAUUCGAUCUUACAAUACUUUGAAACCAUCAUCCUCAACAUAUCCUCGCAAAGUAAUCAUAAAAUCUGUAGAUAUAAAAUUGACAAGUAUAUAUAAGCCUAAAUCACGACCACGUCAACGACGACGACGACAACGUCGAUUUCCAAGAAGCGAACGAAAUAACUUUUUUCGUGAAAAUGAAUUCAUUCCUCAAAAACAAUCUUCAUCACAUUUUCCAAGAAAUAGAGAUCAUCAUUCAUCCUCUGAUCAACAAAAGAAUGAAGAUCAUAAAUUAAAAUAUUUAUAUGAGGACUAUUCAAGUGAAAAUGUUCACAAAACAUGGAAACCUUUACCUCUUUCAGAAUCUCGAAAACUUUUUGAAUAUGCUCUUGAUAAAUAUCAUGGAAAAUUUCGUUCUAUUUAA
Molecule: messenger RNA, 714 nt
Organism: Adineta steineri
Lineage: Eukaryota; Metazoa; Rotifera; Eurotatoria; Adinetida; Adinetidae
Source: the annotation of a GenBank genome assembly